This is a messenger RNA of Archocentrus centrarchus (flier cichlid), 2584 nucleotides long. RefSeq names its product poly(rC)-binding protein 3. Bases 304 to 1608 code for a protein of 434 amino acids. Gene Ontology annotation, molecular function: RNA binding. Lineage: Eukaryota; Metazoa; Chordata; Actinopteri; Cichliformes; Cichlidae. The transcript has 14 exons. The record is from RefSeq and is a predicted model, not a curated record.
AGAGAUGCGGGUUCACUUGCCCUGCGUAGGGGCUUAUCUUGGGCUAAGCUGAGGGACUAAUAGCAAAGCCAGCCUCCGCUCCAGCCGGUCUGAGGGCACAGGGAGCCAUCUGUCCACUCUGUGGAUAACUGACAACAAAGGGUCAUACGUUGAGCACGGACUACAAACUAAAACGACAUUUUUUCUGAAUACCAGAAAUAAGAACAAGGAGCCUGUAUUUUGUAUAUAAGGUGUGGAAUGGCGGCAGAGAGUACUGUAUUUAUUGGUUUGUAGUGUUUUACUUCACAUCUGGGAAAACAGAGAAUGUCUGACAAGGAAGAAAUGGCUUCAGAUGGGAGUUUGAAUGUUACGCUGACACUGAGGCUGCUGAUGCACGGAAAGGAAGUUGGCAGCAUAAUUGGGAAGAAAGGAGAAACAGUCAAGAAAAUGAGGGAGGAGAGCGGCGCUCGCAUCAACAUAUCAGAGGGCUCGUCCCCUGAGAGAAUAGUCACCAUCACAGGACCCACAGAGGGCAUCUUUAGAGCUUUUUCCAUGAUUGCACAGAAGUUUGAAGAGGAUAUUACCACAGCAAUGACAAACAGCAACGUGACAAGCAAGCCACCUGUGACACUUCGCCUGGUUUUCCCGGGGAGCCAGUGUGGCUCACUGAUCGGCAAAGGAGGCUCAAAGAUCAAAGAAAUCCGAGAGACCACAGGCGCUCAGGUUCAGGUGGCAGGAGACAUGCUGCCGGACUCCACAGAGAGGGCUGUCACAAUCUCCGGCACUCCACAGGCCAUCACUCAGUGUGUAAGACACAUCUGCUCUGUGAUGCUGGAGUCUCCACCGAAAGGAGCAACUAUUCCCUACCGUCCCAAGGUCAUAUCUGCUGGAGCCCAUGCAGUAUUAGCACCACAGCACUCUGCACAAGCCUUUGCAAUUCCAGGGCAGUAUGCUUUUGCACAUCAAGAUUUGACCAAGCUUCACCAGUUGGCUAUGCAGCAUAUCCCCCUCCCUUCCCUUGGGCAGAGCAACCCUACCUUCCCUGGAUUGGAUGCAUCUGCCCCCACAAGUUCACAAGAGCUGGCAAUACCUAAUGAUUUUAUUGGCUGCAUAAUUGGAAGACAGGGCAGCAAGAUCAAUGAGAUUCGCCAGGUCUCUGGAGCUCACAUCAAAAUUGCCAGCGCCACUGAUGGCUCAGCCAUGCGCCAAGUCACGAUCACAGGUUCACCAGCCAGCAUCAGUGUGGCCCAGUACCUCAUCAAUGCCAGCUUAGAGAUGGCUAAAUACACAAUGCAGGCCGCUUCCUCUGCGACCCCAGUUGACCUGAACAUGAGCUUCUCACAGUCUGCUUCCACUGCCUCCACUUCUGCUACCUCUAUGGCCGUCCUGGCGGCCACCACCCCAGCCCCCACCACAAUUAACGUUCACUCUCCCUCCACCUUACCAGCCAUCCAAAACCCACACUAUGCCGUCCCCGUUUCCAGCCUGCUUGGCAUGAAAACGCUCCCUGUGCUGGCUGUCCACCCAGCAGCCGCUUCCAGCCUAACACAGGGUUUAUCCCCUUACACCGCAAAAAUGUCAACCUCUGGCGUCAAAAAAUCAGAGCGGCAGAAGUUUGCUCCUUAUUGACGCCUACUUUUGGAGCCUAGGCAGUGUAGCUGACUGAUAAGACCUAAUUAAAAGAUGGCAAAUAAUUUAUUAUUAAGCAUAUAGACCUAAAAACAGCUUACACCAGUGUGUAAGUUUUCCCUGUGUAACCUUUGUUUCCCAUAAAUCAGACAGAGGCAGGCAGGAAGGGUGGUCGUAUCAAAACAUGUUCUCAUUAAUUAAAAGAGGCAGUAGAGGUGCAUAUUAACUCAGUAUUAUCUCACGGACAUGUAUAACAAUUAAUGUGGGUAACUCAGGCUCGUAUUCGAGGAAAAAACUAUUUUUCAGAUGGAUUCGUGUUUCAGAGCUUUAUACGAAGACUUAUCCAGAUGUGUUUUCCAUGAUGCAAUUACUGACUUAGUUUUCUAUCUGUGUGACUACAUUUUCUUAGAAAAUGCAAACUAGUAAUAAAAGACGUGGUGCUUUGUUGGCAGCAGGCUGUUAAAACUUUUUUUUUUUUGUACUAUAUUAGUCGGCGUGUUAAGUGUUUUUAAUGAGGAUUGCUCCACUCUCCUGUUGCAUUCCCCUCCCUCUCUUUCACUAUAGGCUCUCAUCAGUGCUAACAGGCUUGGGUGUUCUGUAGUUGCGUUGCACUGUUGCAGUUCUGAUGGGAUUAUCUUAAAGCCACAUUGGAUUCUAGUGGAUUUCACUUCUCCUCAGUAAUCGUGUAAAGCAGGGACUGGCCUAACUAACUCAUUCACUCGUUCUGUACACCGGCUUGUUUCUUGUUUAUUCUCCAGCCUCGACGAGUGGGGAAGGCUUCGACUAGCUGCGUCUGAAACGGGGUGCUGGUCAAUUAUUUUAAUAAAUGUUUUAUUCAUGUGCUCCUGGUGUGGCUCCCCUCCCCUCCUCCCCUCCUCAGCCCCUCACUCCCACCCCCCACUCUCCAAAAGAAUGCAGAUUUAUUAUAUUUGUUGAUGAAAUGACUUUGAAAUAAAUGGGACUUUUUACGAAUGCA